AUGCCCCCGGGCUCGCGCGAGCAGGCGACAGCCACGACGCGCUCGGAGACCUUCGGGGACCACACGCGGCCCGCGCCGGACUCGGGCCGCGCCUACCCUUCCCUUACUUGGGCAGCAGCUGGUGCGAGCCCGGCGCACAGCGGCGCUCUCCGCCCCACAGCGAACUUCCGAGAAGCCCCGAAGUUCCGGGCACGCGGCUUCGCGUCCCCGGGGCCGCGCCGCUCGCCCGCGCCCCACACUGGCCCCGCACGGGCCCCGGCCCAACGGCCGGCGCGGGGCCGGCCAAGGGCGAAGGCCGCCCCCGACUCCCAGGACCCGGGACUCCAGCCCGCCCCGGGCCUCCAUGCGCCAGAUGCCCGCCCCCGACCCGCCAACCGCUGGGCCCGCCGUCCACCCCCCGACCCCCGACGUCCGCCCGCGGCCGCAACGCCCGCGUCCCUUGCCCGACGCCCACCCCGGCCCCACCCCGGGACCCGGGACCCCGGCCCCACCCCGCGGCCCCGGACCCCCACUGACCCCCCCCCCAGCCAGACGGCGCAGCCCCGAAACCCCGACCCCACAGCAGGCCGCAGGUCCCGACCCCCGGCCCGUCCCGACCCCCGGCCCAACCCUCCUCCCCGGCCCCACACCGGCCCGACGCCCGACCCCCGCCCGCGGGCGACCCUCACCGAGGACAGGGAGCCGGCGGCGAGCAGGAGGCGCGUCGGGGCGGCGGCCCGGGUCCCCUCGGCUCCGGCACGGCGGCGCUGGCGGCGGAAGUGCGUCACGCGGCGGCGGCGCGGCGACGAGCACUUCCGCCCGGCUCUGACGCCGCGCAUGCGCCCCGCCCCGCCCGCCUUCCCGAAGGCCAACUCGGUCCCUCAGGCUGGGGCCGGACAGGACCCGAGGCCUCCGGGCUCCCGCGUGGUCUCCGCGCGUGUCAGCCCUGGUUUGCCGCCGCCCUUCGCGGUCAGAGUACGGGGGCCCACUCGCCGUACCCCGCCUCGCAGGGAGAAGACAACUCCUGCCCCGCUCAGCUGUCGGGCAGCUGCUGCCAUUGGGGGCCCUGUGCGGGCCGGGCCGUGCGGGGUGCGGGGGACGCCACGGGGAGCAGAGGGAGCCUUCGAGGAUCAGGAGACUCUGGAUGCCCCGGCUGCCUGUUGGCAGGGGCGUUCCCAAGGACAGCACGAGUCCCUGCUCGCCCACCAGGGCAGCCCCCACCCCCAGGCCCCGGGGACGCAUGUGCUGUCCGCAGAGUUCAGUCCAAAUUCCCAUCAGCUCCGCAGCUGGGGCACACCCGGCACACACCACCCCCGUGUGCUAGGCACCUUCCACACCGCCGGGCUGUGGCCCGCUGAGCAGGUGCUGUCCUUGGGGGAGGCGGGGCUGAGGCUGCAGACCGCUCCGGGCGCCGUGCCCCUGCCGCUGCUGGGAGGCAGCGGGGUCCUGUCUCGGAGCCCAUCUUCUGCUGGCGUCAGGAACCAGGACACUACCUGGGAGGGCACCGCUCAGACCCUGGAGGCCCCCUCCCCCCCACCGGACAACGCGCCCCCGGGCCCCGCGACAGGCCGUGUCGGGGGCUGGCGGGCCCACCGGCGUCCUCCGGGCCUGGUGCUCCUGACCCCUCCGCCGGCUUCGCUGCUCUGGACCCCAGCAGUGCCCGGCGUGUGUGAGGCGCUGGCGCGCGGCUUGGUGGACGUGGCCCUGCCCUGCAGGAGGACACGUGGAGGGGCCUCGGGGGGGACGGUGAUGGCAGCAGAGCACGCGCUCCUUCACACCGUGCUGCGCCCGCUGCGCCGCUCAGGGGAUCUGAGCGGGAACCACAGUAAACGGGUGUGGACCCUUCUCUUGCCGGGCCACUUCCCCGGGGCUCCUCCGGCUGUCCCCCCACGGGCGUCCCCUGCUCCCCGUGUCCCCCCGUGCCGGCAAGGCCAGCCCCCCAGAGGCUCAGCAGAGGGGCUGGGAGCACCCGCAGGCGGCCGCAUGCGCGGGGUCAGCCCUGCGGCCUGCGCCUGGCCUGUCUGUGAAGGCCCCAACUUCAUCUCCGCGCCGUCCCUCGGAGGUGGCCGGCCAAGGGGGACUCUCACCCAGCUGCCCGAGGUCUACGUGGACGCGCGGCGUUCGUGA
Neogale vison (American mink) is the source of this 2106-nucleotide messenger RNA. Its product is annotated as basic proline-rich protein-like. The record is from RefSeq and is a predicted model, not a curated record. The coding region runs from base 1 to 2106 and encodes 701 amino acids. The transcript is spliced from 10 exons. NCBI's taxonomy places the organism in Eukaryota, Metazoa, Chordata, Mammalia, Carnivora, Mustelidae.